Messenger RNA from Colletotrichum phormii, 3594 nucleotides. Its product is annotated as PHD-finger domain-containing protein. Gene Ontology annotation, cellular component: MOZ/MORF histone acetyltransferase complex. The record is from RefSeq and is a predicted model, not a curated record. Gene Ontology annotation, biological process: regulation of transcription by RNA polymerase II. Lineage: Eukaryota; Fungi; Ascomycota; Sordariomycetes; Glomerellales; Glomerellaceae. Bases 1 to 3594 code for a protein of 1197 amino acids. The transcript is spliced from 3 exons.
AUGCCUUCAAAGCCUUCAACACCGAGGCGAUCCUUUACCGGCCGAAAACGUGGACGUCCCCCAGGUACAACCAACGCCACUCGCGUUGCGCGCGACCUCGGAGAUUCCCCCGCACCACCUCCCUCCGGCCGAUCUACGCGCGACCACGCCACCCCUUCCGCAGUUCCUCAUACCGAACCCCCGCCUAAGAGAAGAAGGUAUAUUCCUGGAGGUGCUGGCGGUGGUGGCCGUUUCAUCGACGACGAUGGAACUGAGACGCCCAUCGCAGCAGUGCGUAGACCACCAAGGGAGCCGCGCAGUGUGUCGGCGAUAGUCCCAAGACGAGAACGAAGCGCAAGAUUACGAACCGCCGCCGACCGAGAAGACAUGGAAUUUAGUUCGGCUGCGGCUGUCGCAGCGGCCGUCGCAGAAAACGAAGGAUACAAGCCCAGAGAGGAACGGGGCUGGGAGGAAUUCCACCCCAAGCUCGAUAUCGAUGCUACAUUCAUGAUGUUCCGCUCUGAAGAAGUCGACGGACUCUCCCUCCCUGUCGCCAAAUCGCCUCCGAGGACACCAGCAGGAGUACGGCCAUCCACACCGAUGACUGGAUCCCACACGCCCUUGAGAGAGAUAAACCCAGCCUCGACAGGCAAUACACCAGCGCCCACCGCAAACUCAUACUUCAGCCUUCCCGUUGCUGCUGGAAGUGAAACACCGCAGAAGCGUCGCACGAGACCACCCCGUGAAUCUGUCUCCUUCCUUGGUAGAGAUCUAGCUCCAGCAGCGACACCAAGACUACCCCAAGUCCUGCCUAUUAGGAAUCAAACCCCAAAAGAGCGUUUGGACCUCAAGGCGCCUUCUUAUCGGAGAUCUGAUCAGGUUGAGCAAUUCGAGAGCAAGAGCUUUGGCCAAGCACGAUACGUAGACAAGUCGAUGAUGAAUGUAGGAUAUCAGGAGACUGAUCGUUACAUGCGCCCUGAGGGCAGACUUAUCAAAGCGGCGGAGCCAAAUCUGGAGGAUGACCUCGAACAAUUAGCGGCCAAGGUCGAUGGCGAGGCACCCCCGAUAUCUGGCACCAAUGUCGGACGUGUUGAGUACGACAUGGACGAGCAGGAUGACAAGUGGCUGGAUGUGUACAACAGGGAACAAAGGAAGGGUAACGAACUGGAACCAAUAACCCGCGAAGUAUUUGAAAUCGCCAUCACCAAAAUCGAAAAAGAGUGGCAUGCGUUGGAAAAGCGGAUACCAAAGCCCAAUCCUAAACCGCCUCAGACCCAUCGACCGCGGUCUAGUUCGGCCGCGGCCGUGAAUGGCGAACCACAAGUCGGGGAGGAGCAAGACAGCAAAUGCGCGAUUUGCGAUGACGGCGACUGCGAAAACACCAAUGCCAUUGUAUUCUGCGACGGAUGCGAUCUCGCAGUCCAUCAGGAGUGUUACGGUGUGCCCUUCAUUCCAGAAGGCCAGUGGCUUUGCAGGAAGUGUCAGCUCAUCGGCCGAGGCGUACCGACUUGCAUCUUCUGCCCCAACACAGACGGCGCUUUCAAACAGACCAACUCAUCGAAAUGGGCCCAUCUUCUCUGCGCGAUGUGGAUUCCCGAGGUGUCCCUGGGGAAUGCCACUUUCAUGGAGCCUGUCAUGGAUGUGGAGAAAGUUCCCAAGACACGCUGGAAGUUGAAUUGCUAUAUCUGCAAUCAAAAGAUGGGUGCCUGCAUACAGUGCAGUAACAAAUCUUGCUACCAAGCGUUUCACGUAACGUGCGCGCGACGGUCGCGCCUAUUCCUCAAGAUGAAGAACAGUCACGGAGCACUUGCAGUUCUUGAUAACAGCAUGAUACUGAAGGCAUUCUGCGACAAACACUGCCCUCCUGACUACUCAAAAGAUAAUGGCGUCGCUCAAGCAGCGCGAGAAGCUAAGAAGUUCUACAAGCGGGCAAUGAAGGGACGGAUCUGGGCAGACAGUCAGGCAACAGCUCAUGCGCUGGCUGCCAAUCACCGCAAUGCUCUGACGGAGCACCCACCUGACGAAAGUCAAAUGACGGGGGCCAAAUUCGCGUCCUAUGUUGGUGGGGACAAGAAGAAGGGGCAAACCGGAAAGCAGAUUUGGAAGCUGCCUUCAGGCGCGCCCAUCAUUCCCCAAGCUGUCUUUGAGAUCGUUGAACAGGCGCUUUCUCGGUUCCCGUUCCGCAAGCGCAAGGACUUCGUUAGCGAGGCAUGCCGCUACUGGACGCUCAAGCGCGAGGCCCGCCGUGGUGCGGCGCUUCUCAAGCGACUGCAGCUGCAGAUGGAGACCUUCUCAUCGAUGGAGCUCACGAGGCGGAAUUUUGCACAAAUGGGCCCAUCUGGCAAGGCCCGUCUUUCACGACGUGUCGAGUUCGCUGAGGCGUUGCUCAAAGACCUCUGGGAACUGAAGCUUCUCUCGGAAAGCGUCGUCCAGAGGGAGCAAGAAAAACUCGAUGCUGCAGAGCUCGAGCAAGAAUUCGUGGACACUUGCUAUUUCCCAAUUGCCAAGCUGCUGGGACCGGUCGUCGAGAAAGCGAUUUUCCUCGACAAGAACAUCUUUAAAGAAGGCCUCUUGGAGCUACAGGAGAAACUGGAGUGCCGAUUCUAUACCAACACCCUCGUCUUCACACACGAUUUGUGUGAGGUAAUUCAUGUUGGCAUCAAUACAGAGCCGACGCACCUGGAAACCCCGUCUCAAGGCGGUACUCUUUCGCCUGUGAAGCAGAACUUCCACGACCCGAGGCAAAGGAAAACGCUCGGCAAACGAAUACUCAAGGCUAUCCAGCCACAACUUGAGACGGCCCUCAAAACAGAGGCAGAAAUCACGCACAAGCCGUAUGAGACUCUGGCCAAGGAGUUCGAGGGCAUGCUGGAAGCCAGUAUCGAAUUCCGUCAGCCGUCCAUCACCGUCUCCCGCACAGAAGAGAGUACCGAACCCAGCCAGGAUACUAUUAUGGUGGAUGCUGCUACCGAGCAGAUCACCGUUGCAAACGACGACGGCGCCAAGGUUGCAAGCGCCACAGCCGAUGCUGCAGCAGACGAGAUGGACGUCGAUGCCGAAGGAGAAGAAGACGAGGGCAAUAUUGAAGUCAACACUUCGACUUUGGACAAGCCAAGCGACGUCCACUCAUCGAAUUCAUCGGUGGCGGGGCAUGAGGGCAACGGUAAGGCUGCUGUCAAGACGGAAGAGUCACUGGCUCCGACCGUUCAGCCCACAGACACACCGCCUGAGGCCGGCUAUGUUCCUGCCAGCAGACAAACGCAGCCAGCCCCUCCAACGCCUCCGCAGUCCAACGGUAGCCUGGGCAAUGAGUCUACGGAUCCAUUGUCCGAGGGCGGCGUGCCCUGGUACUUUUCCGACUUCAAGCCCAAGGGAACGACCAUUGUCGAGGAGACAUGGACCGGCCGCGAGGCGCUUCGCAGUCUUAGCGAAGACCUCACCGACAUGGACGAGCAGGAGCUCGAGGGCCUGGCCUUUGACGUGGAGGAUAGUACUAUCACUGCGUCGCCCACCGUCAACGACGAGGUGGCGGACACGAUUGUCAGCAAGGCCAAAUCCAACAUCAGCAAAGUGCGCAAGCGCACCAGUGCCCGGGCAUCUGCUCGGAGGAGAUAG